CCGCAGGCUUAACCACGGCCACUCUUCCCCUCCUCCUCCAUCUCCCACGGGAACCACCGGUCCACACCUGCUCGUCGUCGACUCGGCGCGUUCCAUGGCCACCGCCUCCCCUCUCCUCCUCCACGGCAACCCAACCUAAGCGUCCGGGCACAGAGGCCCUUAUCCCGGCGAGACCGACCUGUGGACUCCCUCCAUUGACUCCAUGGCCACCGCCGCCUCCACUCCGCUCCUCCACGUCCGCGCUCCAGCUCCCAACGCUAACCCUCUCUCCGUCCAGCGCUUCUGCCUGGCGCGCACCCGCUGCUCGGGAUCCGCCUUCCAGCGCCUCUACCUACUCGCCCCCCGCGGCCUGCCGGCGGCCACGCCCCGUGCCACGGCCGAACCCUCCGCCUCGACCGCUCCCGAUGCGGUCUCCGUGGCGGGAGAGGGAGCCGGCGCCAGCGUGCUGCUCGACGUCAGCGGCAUGAUGUGCGGCGGAUGCGCGGCCCGGGUGCGGUCCAUCCUCGCCGCGGACGCGCGGGUGGAGAAUGUGGCGGUCAACCUCCUCGCCGAGUCGGCCGCCGUGCGGCUGCGGUCGCCGGCUCCCGGUGCUGGGGAAGAGCUGGCGGUGAGGCUGACGGAGUGCGGGUUCCCGUCGGAGGCGCGGCGAGGGGGCGCGGCUGCGGGGGCCGCGGAGAGCGCGCGCAAGUGGAAGGAUAUGGCGGCCAGGAAGGCGGAGCUCCUCACGCGGAGCCGCGGGCGCGUCGCCUUCGCGUGGACGCUCGUCGCGCUCUGCUGCGGCUCGCACGCAUCCCAUCUACUCCACUCGUUCGGUAUCCACAUCGCUCACGGAACAUUUUUGGAUCUGUUGCACAACUCGUAUGUGAAAUGUGGCAUUGCUAUGGUGGCAUUAUUUGGGCCUGGAAGAGAUAUACUUUUUGAUGGUCUUAGAGCAUUCAAGCAAGGCUCCCCCAACAUGAAUUCUCUAGUAGGAUUCGGUUCUGCAGCUGCAUUUGCUAUUAGUGCAGUUUCCUUGCUGAACCCUGAAUUGGCAUGGAAUUCGACAUUUUUCGAUGAACCGGUCAUGCUUCUUGGAUUUGUACUUCUUGGACGAUCUCUCGAGGAAAGUGCUAGGCUUAAAGCAUCUAGCGAUAUGAAUGAGCUCAUUUCACUCUUAUCUCCUCAAUCGAGGUUAGUCAUUACAUCCUCAAGUGAUGAACCUUCUUCAGAUGGCAUUUUGAAUUCGAGUGCAAUCACUGUUGAAGUUCCUGUCGAAGAUGUUCGUGUUGGAGACUCAAUAUUGGUUCUUCCGGGAGAAACUAUCCCUGUAGAUGGAAAUGUCGUUGGAGGGUCAAGUUUUGUUGACGAAUCAAUGCUUACUGGAGAAUCCUUGCCAGUAGCCAAGGAAAUAGGAUGUGUUGUAUUUUCUGGAACCGUGAAUUGGGAUGGGCCUUUAAAGAUCAACGCCACAACUACUGGACCAUCAUCCACGAUCGCCAAGAUAGUCCGUAUGGUCGAGGAUGCACAAGCACGUGAAGCCCCUGUUCAAAGGCUCGCGGAUUCAAUUGCAGGUCCAUUUGUGUAUACUGUUAUGACGUUGUCUGCAGCAACCUUUUCAUUCUGGUACUUCAUGGGCACACACAUAUUCCCGGAGGUCCUUCUAAAUGAUAUUUCUGGUCCUGAUGGGGACUCGUUGCUUUUGAGCUUGAAGCUUGCUGUGGAUGUACUAGUUGUUUCCUGUCCGUGUGCACUUGGAUUAGCUACACCUACAGCUAUCUUAAUAGGAACUUCGAUGGGUGCUAAACGUGGGUUACUUAUUAGAGGGGGCGAUGUUUUGGAGCGUUUGGCUGGGAUAGAUGCAAUUGUUCUUGAUAAGACAGGGACACUUACAAAAGGAAAACCAGUUGUUACUUCAAUUGCUUCUUUAGCAUACAAGGAGAUGGAGAUUCUUCGUCUAGCUGCUGCAGUGGAGAAAACAGCAUUGCAUCCUAUUGCAAAUGCUAUAACGAAGGAGGCUGAACAGCUCAAACUGGAUAUUCCACCCACAAGUGGGCAGCUUACAGAGCCUGGCUUUGGCUGUUUGGCCGAAGUAGAUGAGUGUCUGGUUGCUGUAGGUACUUUGGACUGGGUCCACAAUCGUUUCCAAGUCAAAGCGUCACCAACUGAGCUGAGAGAUCUUGGAAAUCGUCUAGAGUUUUUGUCUUGUAGUCAAGCAUCAUCUUCAAAGCAGUCAAAAUCAAUUGCUUAUAUUGGUCGUGAAGGAGAAGGGAUAAUAGGUGCUAUUGCAAUCUCAGAUGUUCUACGUGAUGAUGCAAAAUCAACUGUGGACAGGCUACAAAAGGAAGGGAUUACAACAUAUAUACUAUCUGGAGAUAGGAAAGAAGCAGUGGAAAGCAUUGGGAUAACUGUUGGAAUCAGGACUGAAAACAGAAAGUCAUCCCUAAGUCCACAGGAAAAGGCAGGCAUUAUAUCAACUUUGCAGGGGGAGGGGCAUAGAGUUGCAAUGGUUGGCGAUGGAAUAAAUGAUGCGCCGUCUUUGGCAGCUGCUGAUGUUGGAAUAGCUAUGCGAACUCACUCGAAAGAGAAUGCUGCCUGUGAUGCAGCUUCUGUUGUUCUAUUAGGAAACAGACUUUCUCAGGUUGUAGAUGCCUUGUCCUUGUCUAAAGCAACUAUGGCGAAAGUUCACCAAAAUUUGGCCUGGGCAGUUGCAUACAACAUAGUAGCCAUUCCUGUUGCAGCUGGAGCGCUGCUACCUCAAUUUGAUUUUGCCAUGACACCAUCUCUUUCAGGAGGACUAAUGGCGCUGAGCUCCAUCUUUGUUGUCAGCAACUCCUUGCUUCUGCAGUUCCAUGGAUCGUUUCAGAACACAAGGCCUGAUCUGAAGUCUAGAUCAAAGUAAAUUGGAUUGUUUAUCUCGUCCGAGAUAUCAUAACAGAAUAGAGGGUACUUCGUUGAUACACCGGGAUUGUGCAGGAUCAUAUAGCAUGCCUAACUGAUACAGCGACCACCGGUCCGGCAUAUGUAUGCUGAAACAAGCAUUCUUGUAUCUGAUAUUGUACAGCUUAUAGCCAACUAGAAAUCUAGAAAGAAGACCGUUGAGAAGAAGAAAAGGUGCUUUUAUCCUCUAACAACAUAACCGUGAACUUGUAAGGAUAUUAAGACUUGUGUAAUGAAUGAUAACUUCACACUUCAUCAAACAUCUUCGUCC
Molecule: messenger RNA, 3187 nt
Organism: Brachypodium distachyon (stiff brome)
Lineage: Eukaryota; Viridiplantae; Streptophyta; Magnoliopsida; Poales; Poaceae
Product: copper-transporting ATPase PAA2, chloroplastic
Exons: 17
Coding region: 203-2878 (891 amino acids)
Biological process (GO): monoatomic cation transport; copper ion homeostasis
Cellular component (GO): membrane
Molecular function (GO): ATP hydrolysis activity; copper ion binding; ATP binding
Source: RefSeq, a predicted model, not a curated record